Molecule: messenger RNA, 2880 nt
Organism: Cucurbitaria berberidis CBS 394.84
Lineage: Eukaryota; Fungi; Ascomycota; Dothideomycetes; Pleosporales; Cucurbitariaceae
Exons: 3
Coding region: 1-2880 (959 amino acids)
Biological process (GO): mismatch repair
Cellular component (GO): MutLalpha complex
Molecular function (GO): mismatched DNA binding; ATP-dependent DNA damage sensor activity; ATP hydrolysis activity
Source: RefSeq, a predicted model, not a curated record
AUGCUCGAUAGGCCGGAUGCCGGUGUGAUGCCCGGUAUCGUAGCACUUCCACCGACGACAGCGAGACAAAUUGGCUCCGGUCAAGUCCUUGUGGACCCAAGCUCAAUCGUCAAAGAGUUGAUUGAUAAUGCUCUGGAUGGGAGGGCGAAGAGCAUCUUCGUAGAUAUUACCGCCAACACCAUCGACACCAUCCAAGUGAAGGAUGACGGCCACGGCAUUCCAGCCGAAGACCGCGCCCUAGUCUGUCGUCGUUACUGCACGAGCAAGAUCAGAGACUUCCACGACUUGAAAGAGGUGGGAGGGCAAUGGCUCGGCUUCCGCGGCGAAGCUUUGUCAAGCAUGGCUGAGAUGAGUGGCACGCUUUCAGUUACCACCAGGGUGGAAGGAGAGCCGGUCGCCGUCAAGCUGAAGUAUGGGCGCAAUGGUGAGCUUGCUUCGACUGAAAGGGACUCACAUCCAAUUGGAACGACGGUCAAAGUUACCAACUUCUUCGAGCAUAUACCAGUUCGCAAGCAAACAGCAUUGAAGAGCUCUACUAAAUGGCUCGGUAAGAUUCGCCGUCUUAUACAAGCCUAUGCUCUCGCUAGGCCUGCUGUUCGAUACAGACUUCACAUACUUAAAGCGAAGAACGAAAAAGGUGACUUCGUGUAUGCACCAAAGGCAGAUGCAGAUAUUAAAGACAUCAUUUCUAAGGUCAUUGGAAAGGAUUGCGCCCUCCAAUGCGACUGGACUGCCAUGGAAACAGACGGAUUUGAAAUUCGUGCGAUUCUGCCUAAACCCACCGCACACGGGUCAAAGAUCGCAAAUCACGGUGCUUUCGUCUCCAUCGACGCGAGACCGAUGUCCAACAGUCGAAGGACUGUCAAGCAAGUGGUAGCUGUAGUAAAGGACAGACUCCGCAAGUCAAACUCCUCGCUUGGAGCCGUGAAAGAUCCUUUCUUUUGUAUGAACAUCAUAUGUCCACCUGACAGCUAUGACCCCAACAUUGAGCCUGCGAAGGACGAUGUGAUGUUUGAGAAUAGAGAUCUCAUCAUGGGCGCCAUCGAUAAGCUACUGUCAUCAUACUACCCUAUAAUUAUUACCGAAACAGAGGAUAUCGAGCCGCCAACAUCUGCCCAACGCCCGCAAGAGUUCGAGCUUGACGAGCGACCACUUCGAGAUCAGACACCAGUCUCAGUCUAUGAGGAUGCUUUUACAGGAUUGGGCGAGGAGAAUAUGUCCAAGUCACCGCAGGAUCAGCCGCGAUGGAGAUCCAGCAUGUACGGCAUUGAUGAAGAUGAUCUGGAAUUUCUACAGGAGAACCGGCCUCUAGUGAUCGAAGAAGAGGAAGGCCUUCGAGCCGCAACCGUGUCCAACCCAUGGACUAUUGCACUGAUGAAUGCUGCCAUCAAUCCAAAGAAACUGACUGCCAAUAGACAGUUGCUGAGUCCGGCUAAAAGUCAGAGAGCAUCCACCCCGAUGCCUAGCUCUCCCACAUCUGCCAUCACUCCCUACAGAAACAUGCCAUCUGAGCCUUUGACACCCCAGACUUCAUCGCGAUCGAACAUGCUAAGGUCUUCAUUAGACAAUGAACUAGAAAAGAGCAUUCAACACCUACCUCGUCCUUCAUCGGAAGGACACCCCGAGAGGGAUCGCAGGGAACAUGGACCUGGAUUCCGAGAUGAAGAGCUGUCUAACAUAUCGCCAUCUAAGUCUAGGGAUCCGACUUGUUCUACUCAAGUCAACUUCGAACGCCCAGGGAUACAACCUUCUGAAACGAACCAGUUCAGCUCUACCUUACAAGAUACGUCACCUAUACCAUUGUCUGCUCCGCGCCGAAACCAACGGAAACAACAAGCGUUGGAUGAUACAUGGUUUGGACAACCAAUGCGUGGUUCCGAGCCUUCGCAGCCUUCUCAUCACCAGAAGCGAGCAAAGCAUCGGGAUGUCCCAAGACCUGUUAUGGCUGCAACGGAGCGUCUGAUAGAGGACAGACCGUACUCUAAAAAUAACACUGAUAUCCGUAGCUUCCUCCGACGAAAUAUGAGGCCUCAGAGACGUGCUUCUGACGAUCGUUCACCUGCGCCACGUUUUCCACGUAUCGGUUUUCAACUUAAAUCAAGUCAGUUCACAGGAGAACUAUCUCUAGUUAACGGUUGUGGAGACCGUCCCUCUCCGCCGAGUAGUCAACGAGGGACCCCGUUUCAUGGUAGUUCGAGGGCUACCUCUGCAGAACCUCAACCUCGCUCGAAGCAUUUCAGAGAUCAGUUGUUGUUUCAUUCCGACCGCGGGACAACCCGUGAGUCAGCUAAGAAGACUCACCGGCUUAGACGUUACACGACUGAUGGUUUGGAACGUACAAAGUCCUCCAAACUCCCGCUCGAGCGAGUGCCUCACGGUUACCGUAUCCAGGAUGUCGUGCUUCCGCUCGCUCCAAGUCUCGUCGCUGUUGUUCAGAGCGCUCGCAAGCUUGACAUGAGUCGCAAUAGCCUGGAAUGGGGCUAUUCACUUGAUCAAGCUUUUGAUGCCUUUGCGGAACGUAACACAGAAAGGAAGAUUAUGGACUGGGUGAUCAAGAUCGACGAGAUGUUGCACGAGCAGCACGAGAGGAUGGAUCGUGUUGACACGCGCUGUGAGCUGCACGAGGGUAUACAGAGAGGGCUAGAUGCCAGGAAAGAGCAAGACGGAGGCAAUGACACGAUCGAAGAUAUCAUCCACAAUUGGGGCCCGGUGCCGGCUGAAAAUGUGCUUGAAGACAUGUCGGACUUCAGUAUGUCGCAGUUAGUUGACUUGGAUGCCGAUGUACACGUAGCGACUAUGGGAGUGGUCGAAGACAAAAGCCCGAUCAAGGUGGCAGAUGACUUCGAUGAUGACAUUGACGAUAUGUUAAUGGAUCUCUAG